Messenger RNA from Rhincodon typus (whale shark), 1123 nucleotides. RefSeq names its product Fc receptor-like protein 3. Gene Ontology annotation, biological process: cell surface receptor signaling pathway. The record is from RefSeq and is a predicted model, not a curated record. Gene Ontology annotation, molecular function: transmembrane signaling receptor activity. NCBI's taxonomy places the organism in Eukaryota, Metazoa, Chordata, Chondrichthyes, Orectolobiformes, Rhincodontidae. The coding region runs from base 455 to 1123 and encodes 222 amino acids. The transcript is spliced from 2 exons.
GAACUGCACUGCUAAUCAUUCCUACAAAAAGCAAUCAAAAUGCAGCAAACAUUCGCUGAUCCAUAAAGCCAUUCAGUCUAUAUCCAGGUUUCUAAACUGUUUUAGAAGGAAUGGCGUCAAAAGUACUUGCGAGUUAAUGAUUAACAUCACAUGCAGAGAUGAAAAUGCAUCAGUUAAUUGCUGCUGAAAUAACUCCGCAGAGGCCAGUAUCCAGUCACCAAGUCACCUUUUAAUUACACUUGUAUAGUACAUGACACUGACCCAACUAGCUCAGGGCUCGCUUCGAGAGUGAGCAGAAACACUGACACACCCGUUUAUGCCUUUCACCCAGAACUCUAUUUGGACCAAGUAAACAGCUCCAAUCGGGGAACUUAUAUCCUAUAAGGUCCACGCUACUGACCUUGUUACACUCCCUACAGCUGCGAAGCAGUUAUCCAAGCAACAGACAUUGAAAAUGAUUAAUCAAAAUCCCAUGGUUUAUGUCACAAAACGUUUAAUCGCUCUAACAAUUUCAGAAAGUCCGGUGACAUUACAAGUGGAUCCCAGACUACAGAGAGAUGGUGAUUCCGUCACAUUGAAUUGUUGGUGUACCCAGGAUCAUGUGUGUGGAAGAGGACAAGUUUCCUUCUACAGAAAUGAGACCCUCCUGAAACCUGAUUCCAUGCCUCACAAUGUCUAUCGCAUCCACCAAGCAACCCUAAUGGAUUCGGGAUGGUACCGCUGUGCGAUUUUCCAGAACCUUUCGACGUUCCUGUCCCUCUGGGUAGAAGUCACUGUCCAGAUCCCUGUGAGCUGCCCAUCCAUCAGCUCAGAUCUGAAGGGGUCUGCUGUGUCCAUCGGUGACCACUUAACUAUCCGGUGUACCUGCGAAAGUGGGACACUGCCUAUAAACCUCAUGCUAUACCGUCACCACCACCACCUCCUGAGGAACACGACAGUCGUUGACUCCAGGACAGCCACUUUCCAUGUCACUGUCCUCUCCGAAGAUCACUUCAGGGCACAUGCUUUGCGAAUGUUGGUCUCCAGAGCUCCUCCUGAGAAAUCCUUUGUUCUGCUCACUUUAUCUCAAAGUUCCUUCCAGAAACUUCUCUGGCUCUCAGCCAAUGAAUUAACCAAACCCUGA